Molecule: messenger RNA, 763 nt
Organism: Fimicolochytrium jonesii
Lineage: Eukaryota; Fungi; Chytridiomycota; Chytridiomycetes; Spizellomycetales; Powellomycetaceae
Exons: 4
Coding region: 105-659 (184 amino acids)
Source: RefSeq, a predicted model, not a curated record
AAUUCCUGCCCCAGCGAUAAGGAAAUCGAGUUUGCACUCCCAUUGUUUUCGAAUUGGGCCGAUCCGAGAUUAGGGACGUCGAAAAGCAUAGACAACAUGAUAGAAUGGUAGCGUCCCUGUACCGCGCACUCUCCCAUGUCCUAGCUUCCUCGUCGGUGGAGAACGUGGGCUCUGAGGAAUCAAAAGAGAGCGACACUCAGGACAAAGAUGAGGCUGCCGUAGCGACUUUUUUACAGCACUAUUUGGACUUCACGAUCUCAGAUUUUCAGCUCGCUGGGACGCUGGAUAAUACGCCGAUGGCAAUUUUGGUUAGAUCUGUCCCAUUCGCCAAGGGGGUUUGGUUACAGGGGGCUCUAAUACCAUGUAAAACAGACGGGUCUGUGGCCGUCGCCAUCGCUAGUGGAAAGAGAUCCACUACCACCCGCACGCAAUUUCCAAUUGCUCUUGAGUGCAGGCGGCUUCUUUACAGGAAACCGGCCUCUAACAUUGUUUGUUGCUCAGAGGGCCGCCGAACUGAUUUCCAUUGGACAACAUGCCCGAGAACAGAAACCGCAUGCAGAUCCGGAGAGUCUUGGAAUCGUACUUCACUGCCGCCAUGCGCAAAUUAUCUCAGCGGUAUUUUCCGCGGGCUACCUGGAAAAGCUCGAUACCUGGAAUGAUUUGGCGGAAAAUGAUUUUUUGCUUAUCAAAGCGACCAAACCGUAUGAUAUGGGAAAGGGCGAACAUAGGAAAAACUUUACGAUCGCCGUUAUUGGGCUGAUAA